Scomber japonicus (chub mackerel) is the source of this 2156-nucleotide messenger RNA. It is a transcript of the gene gck, whose product is annotated as glucokinase (hexokinase 4). The record is from RefSeq and is a predicted model, not a curated record. Gene Ontology annotation, biological process: glucose 6-phosphate metabolic process; regulation of insulin secretion; intracellular glucose homeostasis. NCBI's taxonomy places the organism in Eukaryota, Metazoa, Chordata, Actinopteri, Scombriformes, Scombridae. The transcript is spliced from 10 exons. Bases 69 to 1505 code for a protein of 478 amino acids. Gene Ontology annotation, molecular function: ATP binding; fructokinase activity; mannokinase activity. Gene Ontology annotation, cellular component: cytosol; mitochondrion.
UUUGCACACACACACGGUGGACACACACUCACGACACACCUAGAAACACACACAGACUCAUUUUGAAGAUGCCGUGUGUCAGCUCUCAUAUUGACCAGAUGGUGAAGAUGCCUUGUCGUUACACCUCUGUGGUUGAUAAAAUCUACAUGGUAGAGCAGAUCCUGUCAGAGUUCAGACUGAAUAAGGAAGAACUAAAAGAGGUCAUGAAGAGGAUGCAGCGUGAGAUGGUCAGAGGACUGCGUUUGGAGACGCAUGAAGAAGCCAGCGUCAAAAUGCUUCCCACUUACGUCUGCUCCACCCCUGAGGGAUCAGAGGUGGGAGAUUUCCUGGCUCUGGACCUAGGGGGGACAAACUUCCGUGUGAUGCUUGUGAAGGUGGGUGCAGAUGAGGAGAGGAGUUGGAAGGUGGCGACCAAGACCCAGAUGUACUCCAUUCCUGAAGAUGCCAUGACAGGGACUGCUGAAAUGCUAUUCGACUACAUAGCAGAGUGUAUGUCAGACUUUUUGGACAAACACCAUAUCAAGCACAAGAAGCUUCCUCUAGGUUUUACUUUCUCCUUUCCAGUGCGACACGAGGACAUUGACAAGGGAAUCCUACUUAACUGGACCAAAGGCUUCAAGGCUUCUGGUGCAGAGGGAAACAAUGUUGUGGGUUUACUCAGAGAUGCAAUAAAGAGACGAGGGGACUUUGAGAUGGAUGUGGUUGCCAUGGUGAAUGACACAGUAGCUACCAUGAUUUCCUGCUAUUACGAGGAUCGCAGCUGUGAAGUUGGGAUGAUUGUUGGCACAGGUUGUAACGCAUGUUACAUGGAGGAGAUGAAGACUGUGGAGCUGGUGGAAGGGGAGGAGGGCCGGAUGUGUGUGAACACAGAGUGGGGAGCAUUUGGAGACAAUGGGGAGCUGGAGGAGUUCAGACUGGAGUAUGACAGAGUGGUGGACGAGUCCUCGAUUAACCCCGGACAGCAGCUAUACGAGAAGUUGAUCAGUGGGAAGUAUAUGGGUGAGCUGGUGAGACUCGUUAUGAUGAAGCUUGUGAAUGAGAACCUGCUGUUUAAUGGAGAAGCUUCAGAGAUGCUGAAGACACGUGGCAGCUUUGAAACGCGCUACGUCUCUCAGGUGGAGAGUGACUCUGGGGACAGGAAACAGAUCUACAACAUCCUGUCAUCUUUGGGUUUGCUGCCAUCAGAGUUGGACUGCGACAUUGUUUGUCUGGUCUGUGAGAGUGUCUCCACUCGCUCGGCUCACAUGUGUGGCGCAGGACUCGCUGGUGUGAUCAACCUAAUGAGGGAGCGACGCAGCCAAGAGGCCCUGAAGAUCACAGUCGGGGUUGACGGAUCUGUUUACAAGCUGCACCCAUGUUUCCGUGACAGGUUCCACAAAAUUGUCUGGGAGCUCACGCCUCACUGCGAGAUUACCUUCAUCCAGUCAGAGGAGGGGAGUGGUCGUGGAGCAGCACUUAUCUCAGCAGUGGCCUGUAAGAUGGCUGCAUGUAUGCUGACACAGUAAGGGGAGCUGUUAACUGAGCACUGAAGCAAGCUUGGCUGAACUCUUAUCUGACAUCGUUGAUGACUUGUCAUCCAAAGAUGUGCAGCUCCUUUCUCAGACUGUGUUAACAGGAGGGAUCCUUAUCACUGGAUGAUGUUCAGACAAGAAAGCAGCAGACAUCUUCAUUUAUAGACUCCCUGUAGGUAGUAUUACACAAGCUUGUUGCAGUUUUAAGAUGUUUCUGAACAUGAGAAUUGGUUGACUGUUGCACUCAACAGCAUUAGGUAGCAUGAAAGCUUAUUUUAAAUACAGUACAUGCUCCUUUAGUGUCACUGUCUAUUGUUUUUGGGUAUGGACUGACUUAUUUUAAAUGUCUGAUGUAUUAUUGAUGAUGAUAUGUAAUAUAAAGCCAGUAUAAACUGGUUGAUGUACAAGUAUUAUUUUUUGUAAAUGUAUGACUAAAUUAAAUUCACUCUGUUAUUGUGUUGUAAUUUGUUUGUGAGGAAUGACUUUUGUCUUUGGAAUUGUAUAUUUAAAAUCAGUGUUUACAACUUCUGUGUAUUGGCCAAUAAGUUGUAGUCUCAUAUGUGCAUAAUAAAAUGUACUUUGAAUGUUAAUAAGCUAAACUGUAAAUAAAAUUGCUUAAUUAUAAACUAUUGUGUUUUAUUUUCA